Verticillium nonalfalfae is the source of this 1365-nucleotide messenger RNA. It is a transcript of the gene ARH1, whose product is annotated as NADPH-adrenodoxin reductase. The transcript is spliced from 3 exons. The record is from RefSeq and is a predicted model, not a curated record. The coding region runs from base 1 to 1365 and encodes 454 amino acids. Gene Ontology annotation, biological process: ubiquinone biosynthetic process. Gene Ontology annotation, cellular component: mitochondrion. NCBI's taxonomy places the organism in Eukaryota, Fungi, Ascomycota, Sordariomycetes, Glomerellales, Plectosphaerellaceae.
AUGUACGAGUCUCUGCCAGUCCCCUAUGGGCUCGUUAGGUUUGGCGUGGCGCCUGACCAUCCAGAGGUGAAGAAUUGCCAGGACAAGUUCGAAGAGAUAGCUAGCUCCCCAAACUUUACCUUCGUCGGCAACGUCUCCGUAGGCGAUGCGACUCACCAGUCGCACAGUCAAACUGUCCAACUGCCUACUUUGCUCCGUAACUAUGAUGCCAUCUUGUUCUCAUACGGCGCCAUCAAGGACAAGGCACUUAAUGUACCCGGUGAGUCAUCUCUUGCCGGUAUAUACUCAGCACGGCAGUUUGUUGGAUGGUACAAUGGGCUUCCCGAAUCGGCUGGCCUCGCCCCAAAUCUCGCCACAAGCGAUGAAGCCGUCGUGAUCGGCCAGGGGAACGUUGCUCUUGACGUUGCAAGAAUCCUUCUAGAAGACGUUGAUGUUCUGCGAAAGACGGACAUUACCGAUGAGGCUUUGGCCACACUAGCCACUUCUCGUAUACGUCGGGUGCACGUUGUUGGAAGGCGCGGGCCAAUGCAGGCUGCCUUUACUAUUAAAGAGGCUCGGGAGUUGAUGAAGAUACCUGGUGUCGCAUUUCACCCUGUGGAACCGUCUCUGAUCCCCCCUGAUCUCAAAUCGCUUCCCAGGGCUACGAAACGCCUGAUGGAACUGGUGGCCAAGGGGUCACAGGCACAAGUGUCGACCGCGCCCAGGUCAUGGUCCUUGGACUUCUGCCUUUCACCGACCGAGUUUGUUGCCAGCGAUGUCUCGCCUCAUUUUGUCGGCAGCACAGUGCUCGAACGCACAGAGCUCACCUCCAAGUUCGAUCCAAACGCCCAGGCGCAGCUGAAGGGCGAAAAGAUCAUUUUACCGUCAUCCCUUGUCUUUCGCUCCAUCGGAUACAAAUCAGCGCCGCUCCCGGGUUUUCAAGAGGCAGGUGUGUUGUUUGAUGAGCGGCGCGGCGUCAUCAUGAACGAUGGGCAAGGACGUGUUCUUCGAAGAACGUCGACUGAGCUUGAGACCGAUAUCAUGUCAGAACAUUCUCCUGGCCUUUACUGCGCUGGCUGGGUCAAGCGUGGGCCCACGGGAGUCAUUGCAACCACCAUGCAAGACGCUUUCGAUACUGGCGACUCGAUCGUACGAGAUUGGCUCUCGGGUAUCAAGUUCCUACAGGCAGGAGAAGAUUCGAGCUCAAGCCCGCUGCCAGGAUGGGAUAAGGUGCGUACAGAAAUGGCUGUGAACAAUAACCAGCCUACGGUGGACUGGCACGGCUGGCGCAAGAUCGACCAAGCUGAGCGAGAAAAGGGACAGGAGAAAGGUAAGGAACGUGAAAAGUUCACAAGCACUAAGGCCAUGCUCGAAGUUGUAGCAUAA